UUGACCAAUAUGUUUACGUACCCGUAUUUUUCAUAGACUUUGUUGUGUACUUCUUCUAAGUCUUUAGUAAUAUCUCCAUAGAUAAAUUUAUCUAUGGAGAUAUUACUAAAGGCAUAGGCUAAGGCAUUAGGCACCCUCCAAUGGAGUCUGAAAUUCUAUAACAGCAUGAGGAAGGACAGAGGCGGCAAAGGCGGCACCAUCAUUAACAUCUCUUCCAUAUCUGGUUUUCUUGUAGACCCAUUCAUUACAAGUUAUAAAGCCUCCAAAUAUGCCAUAAUAGGUCUCACACUUGGUUUGGGCCAUGAAUACAAUUAUAAGACUUCGGCAGUCAGAGUGGUGGCGAUAUGCCCUGGAUUCACAUCUUCGGACAUGACGGAUGGCCAGAUGGUAGUAGACGAACAGGCGAGUAUCUUUGAUAAGUUUAGGAGUAGCCUCAUAUGGCAGACGCCAGAUGUCCUGGGAAAAAAUGCCAUUAAGGUUUUCCAAGAAGCUGACACUGGUUCUAUUUGGGUUUCUGAAGAAGGUAAGGAUGCUGAAAUCGCACCGGCCAGAAAGGUUGUCACAUUAAGUCAGCUUGAGAGCCUUUGAGCUAUAAAAUUAAUAUUAUAAAUUUAUUAAUAAAAUAAUUAAUUAUGCGGGUAAAAUACAAAACUUUUAAACACGGGUAAAUUCAUAGACGAUGCUUGUAAAAUAAAUAAGCAAUCUUUUUUUUUUUUUUGUAUUGUAUAAUAAUUUUAGUCUAGUCAGAUGUUCUUGUCUUUCUGAACACAACUGAUUCAAUUUAAUAAGAAAAGAAUGUUAGGCUUCAGAUUGUGAUGUAAUAACAAACCUCUUGUCUUCAAUUAGUUAUAUAUUCUAUGUACUCGUAUGACCUAAAUUCUUUCCACUAACUGCAUGCAUCAACUCUUACAGCAUUAUUAACUGCAAAAUAA
Molecule: messenger RNA, 932 nt
Organism: Manduca sexta (tobacco hornworm)
Lineage: Eukaryota; Metazoa; Arthropoda; Insecta; Lepidoptera; Sphingidae
Product: alcohol dehydrogenase 1-like
Exons: 1
Coding region: 166-588 (140 amino acids)
Cellular component (GO): cytoplasm
Molecular function (GO): oxidoreductase activity, acting on the CH-OH group of donors, NAD or NADP as acceptor
Source: RefSeq, a predicted model, not a curated record